Messenger RNA from Haliotis rubra (blacklip abalone), 2195 nucleotides. Its product is annotated as ras-like GTP-binding protein RHO. The transcript is spliced from 4 exons. The record is from RefSeq and is a predicted model, not a curated record. Gene Ontology annotation, molecular function: GTPase activity; GTP binding. Lineage: Eukaryota; Metazoa; Mollusca; Gastropoda; Lepetellida; Haliotidae. The coding region runs from base 135 to 1097 and encodes 320 amino acids. Gene Ontology annotation, biological process: cell migration; small GTPase-mediated signal transduction.
AGAAGCAAUUGCACUAUCCCCCUCUAGCGUCAAUUGAGGUGUGGUUGACCGUUGAUGUAUCACGAUCGGGAAAACGACAAUAUCGCAUCAAAAUAACCUCCAAAACGGGGAUUUUCCUCAGGAAGUAACUAGCCAUGGCUGCUAUAAGAAAGAAGCUAGUAAUAGUUGGGGAUGGUGCCUGCGGUAAAACAUGUCUUCUCAUCGUCUUCAGUAAAGAUCAGUUCCCUGAAGUUUAUGUGCCAACUGUUUUUGAAAAUUAUGUAGCAGAUAUUGAAGUGGAUGGAAAACAGGUUGAGCUGGCUUUGUGGGAUACAGCCGGACAGGAGGACUAUGACAGACUAAGGCCUUUGUCCUACCCAGAUACAGAUGUCAUCCUUAUGUGUUUUUCCAUCGACAGCCCCGACAGUUUAGAGAAUAUUCCAGAGAAGUGGACACCAGAAGUGAAGCAUUUCUGUCCUAAUGUACCUAUCAUAUUAGUAGGCAACAAAAAGGAUCUCAGGAAUGAUGAUAACACUAAGAGAGAACUGUCCAAGAUGAAACAAGAACCAGUUAAAACAGAAGAAGGCCGUGCAAUGGCAGAGAAGAUAGGUGCUUUUGCCUACCUUGAGUGCUCUGCCAAGACCAAGGAAGGGGUUAGGGAAGUCUUUGAAACAGCCACAAGAGCUGCCUUGCAAGUUGAGCUGGCGUUGUGGGAUACAGCUGGACAGGAGGACUAUGACAGACUAAGGCCUUUGUCCUACCCAGAUACAGAUGUCAUCCUUAUGUGUUUUUCCAUCGACAGCCCCGACAGUUUAGAGAAUAUUCCAGAGAAGUGGACACCGGAAGUCCGCCAUUUUUGCCCCAAUGUCCCCAUCAUCCUUGUCGGGAACAAGAAAGAUCUGCGCAACGACGAAAACACCAAACGAGAGCUGAUGAAAAUGAAGCAGGAGCCAGUGAGACCAGAGGAAGGGCGCGCCCAGGCUGAGAAGAUCAGUGCUUACGCCUACCUCGAGUGCUCGGCCAAAACCAAGGAGGGAGUGAGGGAAGUCUUUGAAACAGCCACCAGAGCUGCCUUGCAGGUUCGGAAGAAGAAGAAGGGCGCAUGUAUAUUGUUGUGAAAGGAACUACUUUGUUUACUGGACACAAUUCUUUGCCAUUUCUACAUUCUUGGUGCUUCAUUGGUCGUCGUGUAUUUAUGAUCUGUAAAUGACGAUCCAAAUGGUUAUCUAAAGGUACUCAUCGUUCCACCCCACACGUGAUCACUGACGUCAUAGACAUGUAGAUCGCCUACAGCACCGGAAACCAUGGCCAAUCUUUGCCUGCAACUCUGCCAAUAAGCUAAACGCCUUAAACACACCAGUAUACUUUGCUAAAGUGCCCUUUAACAUUAUGGUAUCUCAGUUUGUAGAAUUGUUACUUAAGGACAAGAAAAUAGUCACUUUGGAGCAUGUACUCUUCAAUGUUUGGAAAUCAUUCCACUGGGGCAAGGUACACUAUAAUUUUCAUGUUUGUAUAGCGAGAACAGGUAUAACCCAAAACUAUAAUCGGAUUAUGAUUGGAAGUGUAUUAUUGCAUGAUGAACAAAUAUACAACUCGCUACAUGUUGUGGCAGCACCCGUUCUGGGUCUGUUGUACACGCACCAGGAAACAUAAGUCUGCCUAUUGAUAAAGACUUCAUUGUAAAGUGGGCGUUUCACGGAAGUACUCGAGUUCAUUGUAAAUAUGAAAGGUUGAGGAAAACUUUGUACUUGUGUGUGCGUUUUAGUGUUAGCUGUCUCUAAAGCACGCACUUUGACCCCAUGCAAUUUCUAUGCACUAGGUUUUGAAACAAGUGGCUGUGCGGAGCAAUGUAGGACUUUUUUUCUAAAGCCUCAUUUUUUGCACGAAAUCGUGCAACACGUUAAAGCCUACAUGGUUCAUUUACAGAAUAGUAUACACUCUUCCUAACUACGUUCAGGAGUAGAUUUGUUGGCAGGAAAUUAGGACAGUCCUUCUGAUACAAUUUGGAGAUUUUAUGUUUUAGUUUUGGAUAUAAGUACUUCGCUGAUACAAAACAUAUAUGAUUUAAACCGGCCUUUCGCCACAAAGACACGUGGAACAUGUGAUGGGAAUUCGGCCACUCUUUGUCCAUAGCAGUUAUAUCCAUUUUUCUAUGUACUGUUUACGUCGGUUAGAACAUUUGAAGCUUUAUUGUUGGUGGUGUAUCUGUCGGAAAA